AUGGCGUGUUUCAAGCUGGAAGAAGACUACUACUGUCUCCACGCAUACCUUCCGCAGAACACUAGCUCGAGCCUUCAAAAACUUGCUCUCGAAUAUGUCCACUUGUCUCAGAAAGACCUAGAAGCAUUUUGCCGACUGCUGGGUCCUAACCCUGUCUCGGUUCAAAUCUCAGUCACGACAUUGGUAGACGGUAGCUGGUCCAAUGCUCUUGAGAUACUACGAAGUCAAGUUAGUCCUUGCUCACGCAGCAGAGACUGCAAGGUGUCAUUCUUUUACCUAGCUGGUGGAGAGUUUGGUAUGGUACCAGUAUUUGACUAUGAGACCGACGAUGAUAACGAGAGCCAGGACGAGGCUCAGGAAGAUUACGGAUCUUAA
This is a messenger RNA of Clonostachys solani, 375 nucleotides long. NCBI's taxonomy places the organism in Eukaryota, Fungi, Ascomycota, Sordariomycetes, Hypocreales, Bionectriaceae. The record is from the annotation of a GenBank genome assembly.